AUGGAUAGUUCCUCCACGAUGAUAUCGAGGUCAACUAUGGUGCUUCCCGAGAAUUACUGUCGGAUAACGGCGCAAAACUGUAUACCUACAAAAGUGGCAAUGAUCAGUGUCCGAUUUGACCGGAAUGCCUUUCAGAACGGCUACAGGGCGCCAAUAACAUUUCCAUCCCGAUGGACAUUCAAUACCUGGAAAUAUGGACUAUCACCGGAUUUUUCAACCCCUUGUAGCCUGCAUAUUGAUUAUGGUGAUAUCGCCAACUCCUUCAUUCCCUCCUCCAUAGAUACCUUGGGCAGUACACCGGAACAUUCUCCGCCCGCUGUCCAUUAA
Uncinocarpus reesii 1704 is the source of this 327-nucleotide messenger RNA. RefSeq lists its product as uncharacterized. The transcript is spliced from 2 exons. The coding region runs from base 1 to 327 and encodes 108 amino acids. The record is from RefSeq and is a predicted model, not a curated record. Lineage: Eukaryota; Fungi; Ascomycota; Eurotiomycetes; Onygenales; Onygenaceae.